AUGAAGGAAGCGGACUCGUCGUCGUCGGUCAAUACAGCUAUGAAGGACAUUGCUUUUGGCUCGCUGGCCGGCAUGAUGGGGAAAGUGCUCGAGUAUCCGUUUGAUACCGUCAAGGUGCGGCUGCAAUCCCAGCCAGAGGAUCGCCCGCUGCGGUACCGUGGCCCUAUCGACUGCUUUGCCCAGAGUCUCCGACAGGAUGGACUGCGCGGAAUGUACCGAGGGAUCUCAUCGCCGCUGGUCGGAGCCGCGGCGGAGAACUCAUGUCUCUUCUUCAGCUACAACCUCGCGCAAUCCUUCACACGGCGGAACUUCUACAGCGAGCUAGGCCCCAAAGACGAUCUUCCGCUGCUCGCACUCGUCACCUGCGGCGCCGCCAGCGGCUCGUUCGCAUCCUUCAUCCUCACGCCCAUCGAACUCAUCAAGUGCAAGAUGCAGGUGCAGUCCAUGACCGCCCUCGCCCCCGGCGACCACAAACGCCCCGGCCCUUUCGCGCUGAUCGGUGAGGUCCACCGCACCUACGGGCUGCGCGGGUUCUGGAACGGCCAGAUGGGCACGUUCCUAAGGGAGACGGGUGGCUCGGCCGCCUGGUUCGGCGCGUACGAGUAUGUGUCCGCCGCGCUGCGGCGGCGGAGGAAUACUGAUACGCUCAAUGCCGGGGAAAUGAUGCUUUCUGGGGCUGCAGCUGGUGUGAGCUACAACCUCAUCCUCUUCCCCGCCGACUCGGUCAAAUCGAGGAUGCAGACGGAGGCCAUCGGCACCGCCGGCGACAGAGUCAAGGGCUUCUGGGAGGUCGGCUCGGGAAUGUACAGGAACGGAGGAUUCAAGGCACUCUACCGGGGCUGCGGUAUCACUUGCUUCCGCAGCGCGCCGUCGUCGGCGCUCAUCUUCCUUAGCUACGAAAAGAUGAAGGAAUGGAGCCGGUAG
Tricharina praecox is the source of this 924-nucleotide messenger RNA. Its product is annotated as mitochondrial carrier domain-containing protein. Gene Ontology annotation, biological process: mitochondrial L-ornithine transmembrane transport. The coding region runs from base 1 to 924 and encodes 307 amino acids. The record is from RefSeq and is a predicted model, not a curated record. Gene Ontology annotation, molecular function: L-ornithine transmembrane transporter activity. The transcript has 5 exons. NCBI's taxonomy places the organism in Eukaryota, Fungi, Ascomycota, Pezizomycetes, Pezizales, Pyronemataceae.